AGACAGAGAGAGAGACUAGUGAGCGCAUCAGAGACCGGUAUGAGGAACACGAGAGGAUGUCACCCGGUUUUUUGUUUUUUGGCCACCCGGUCCGGAACCAUAACUUGGCGUCUUGAUACAUCUCUUAAGAGCUCCGAUUGAUUUCCACAGAACCAUGGGAUUUCUUUGGGACUAACUGAUUUGGUCCACAGAUAUCCAGAGUCUCUCUGGGAAAAGGCGCGGGUACGACGGACGAGAUCAAGAUCAACUUAACAUGACCGUGGGGAAAGUUCCGGAGGGGCUUCAAUUCACCAUGCUCAUGACCCUCCUCUGCCUGAGCAACAACGAGAUUAAAGCAGCAGCCAUGGUGACCAGCAGGGCGGCGCUGGAGGGAGCGUGUCCCCUGGGCCAGUUCCCCUGUGGUAACAUGAGCCUCUGCCUGCCCCAGAAGCUGCAUUGCAACGGACACAGGGACUGUCCCAACGGGGCGGACGAACGCCACUGCGGGGACAACAUUGGCUGGGCCGACCUGUUUGCAGGGACCAUGCAGGACGUCGACUCCGUGGAUCUUUCAUUCUUUGACGAGUGUUUCCUGCAGGAGUUCCCAGAUACCUGCGAGUGCCACCAGACCGAGGUGCAGUGUGCGGCGGUCAACCUCAGCGCCGUGCCUCAACUCUCCGCCAACGUCACCUGGCUGUCCUUGAGGAGCAAUAAGAUACGACUGUUGUCCGACUAUGUUUUCUCCGAAUAUUCCUCCCUGGAGAGAUUGUACCUCCAAAACAACAGCCUGCACACCAUAUCCAAGCACGCCUUCAGUGGCCUGCACACGCUCAAGAGACUGUAUCUAAGUGAAAACGUGAUAUCCUCUCUGAGCCCAGGAGUAUUCAGAGAUCUCCAUCAGUUACACUGGUUGAUGCUGGAUCAUAACCCACUGAGGAGCGUUUCACAGGACACCUUCACUGGACUGCAGUCGCUGAUGUACCUGUCCAUGGUGGAUACUUCUCUGCAGCAGAUGCCCCACACAAGCUUCUGCCAACACAUGCCCGCUCUGGAUUGGCUAGACCUGGUGGGGAACCAGAUACAGGUGCUCAACUACUCCAUCCUGAAGACCUGCAGCAAGCUGGAGGUUCUGUCACUGAUGGACAACAGGAUUAUCACCAUCCCUGAGAACACCUUCCAGUCGCUAUGGAAACUGGCUGAACUGGACCUGUCGGGCAACAGAAUCCAGGACUUGCCCAAGGACACCUUCAAGAGUCUGUCCAAGACUCUACUGAAACUAAAUAUUUCCCACAAUCCUCGUCUCCACAUUAAUCCCGCCCUCUUCAGCCACCUGACCCAUCUGCGAUCUCUGGCACUGGAAGGGAUUGAGAUUCCUGACGUCCAGACCAAGAUGUUUCUUCCAAUGGGAAACCUCUCCCAUAUCUACUUCAAGAGCUUCCAGUACUGCUCGUAUGCGCCUCACGUCCGCUCCUGCAAGCCCAACACGGACGGCAUCUCCUCCUUCGAGGACCUGCUGGCCAACCUGGUGCUGCGGGUCUCCGUGUGGGUCAUGGCCUUCAUCACCUGCUUCGGCAACCUCUUCGUCAUCGGCAUGCGGUCGCUGAUCCGGGCCGAGAACAACCUCCACGCCGCCUGCAUCAAAGUGCUCUGCUGUGCCGACUGCCUGAUGGGCGUGUACCUGUUCUUCGUGGGCGUGUUCGACGUGAAGUUCCGCGGAGAGUACAACCGCAACGCGCAGGUGUGGAUGGAGAGUGUGGAGUGCAGGACCAUGGGCUUCCUGGCCAUGCUCUCCUCGGAGGUGUCCGUUCUCCUCUUGACGUACCUGACCCUGGAGAAGUUCCUGGUGAUCGUCUUCCCGUUCAGCAACCUCCGACCCUCCAAGCUGCAGACUGUGACGAUGCUGUCCUCCAUCUGGCUGGUGGGCUUCCUCAUCGCCGUGGCGCCCCUCAUGAACGAGGACGUCUUCGGGAACUACUACGGCCGCAACGGCGUCUGCUUCCCGCUGCACUCGGACCGGCAGGAGAAGCCCAUGGCCAAGAGCUACUCCACGGUCAUCUUCCUAGGCCUUAAUCUGGUGGCCUUCCUGGUGAUCGCCAUAUCCUACUCGAGUAUGUUUUACUCAAUCUACAAGACCGGCAUCAACGCCACCGACGUACGCCACAGGCUGCACAAAGACGUGGCCGUGGCUAACCGCUUCUUCUUCAUCGUGUUCUCUGACGCCCUCUGCUGGAUACCGAUAUUCCUGGUCAAAAUUCUUUCACUGUUGAAGGUGGAGAUACCGGGCACCAUCUCCAGCUGGGUGGUGAUCUUCAUCCUGCCCAUCAACAGCGCGCUGAACCCCAUCCUGUACACGCUGACCACCAGCUUCUUCCGCGAGCAGGUGGAGCUGCUGCUGUGCCGCUGGCAGCGCCGCACCACCCUGAAGAAGGACCGCAAGAGCCUCACCUCCUCCACCAUCUGCAUGGAGAACUCCCGGCCCCUCUGCUACCAGGCCCCCGUCUACCUCCCCCGGGCCUCGCUGGCCAGCGCGGACCCCCGCUACGGCUGACCAUGGGGUCCCCCCCCCCCCCCCCCCCCCUCCCCCUUCACUCCCCCUGACCCCUGGAACUGCGGGUUCGGUGCCCGGGGCACAGGCAACCCGGUCGCGUACGGGUGGGGUUCGGGGUUUGGGGGGUGGGGUUGGCGGCUGGGACAGGCGGAUCGGUCGUGUACGGGUGGGGUCGGGGUUCGGGGGGGGGGGGGGGGGGGGGGGGGGGUGCGGGGGUUGUGGGGGUCGGAGCGGAUUGCCGUUGCCUGAAGAACAACACACACGUCGCAGACGCACGCACACGGCAGAACGUAGACGUCGGCGUCGUUUGUCUCGUCGCGGCGGGAAGCGCGACUCCGUUCUGAAGUGAAUGAAAAAAAAAAUAAUAUUCUGUUAAGACUGUGAAACUACUGAGCAACUGUAAGCUAUGGGUACGAUGACGCAGAAUGUAACCAAGCCAAACAAACAGAGUGUUAUUCGGCGAUAUUCGUGUCGUCACCACGUAAUGGAAGCUGAGUAGGGCUCUCACUGCACUUUGUUACGAACCAAAUUAUGAAAAAAAAUACUUUGUUACUAGAGUGCUCAACACAACAUCCAGAACAUCUUAAGAAAGCUAUUUUGUAAUUUUAACUCAAUUCCAACAAAGAAAUGGAUCAUAUUUAAUAUGAUUAUGUCAUAUUAAUUAAAAUACAGAUUCAUAAAUGUUAUGACUGAAUGACCAAACUGAACCAAUAAUAUGAUUUUUUUAUUUUUUUUUAAAAGAGGUUUGUUAAGAUGAGGGGGCAGAGAUGACAAUCAGAGACUACUAAAUAAAGAACAGCUUUGUGUUUCGGUAGCAUUUGUUUUUCCCCACCUCAUCGUGGUGAAUUCUGUAGUCGGUCUGUAAAAUAACUUCUCCUGGUUUUAUAAAGGUCCUUCUAGUGUACAUUAUGCACAGCCCUUUUUGUCUGCACGUGUGUCAACUGUGACAUUUUUGACCUGCGCUGCAGCAGAGCUCACAACGACAAUCACUCGAUUUAUGGGGAGAAUUUUUGACAGUUGAGCCAGGAUCCAUCGACUUCGGUGCGAUGCCACAUACACAAUGUUUGCGCAUCGAAACAAAGAAAUAAAAGUCGAUUCAAUUCAUUUCCCGCUGUUUGUAUGAGGGCCAAUGGACUGUUCAAACGUUGGUACUUUAUGUUGUGUUUAUACUUUUUAUACCGGCUGAGCAACGAUACGAUGAAUUCACAAAUGCCUCUUUGAAGUUUUUGUAUGAUUUAUUUGCCUUGGGGUUCGAAGCUUCCUGUCCGAAGACAUCAUCAGUGAAUAAGAACAAUUCAGCAGGGAACUCAGAGAUUUUAGAUAGAGAAUGGAGGUAAUGACUCUGCCAGCAACAGAGAAAAUACCAAGGCACAUCAUUGAAAAUUAUGCUGUGCAUAUGUACAUUUAAACUUGAGGUCUGGCUAUUGUUGUUGUGUUUAUUUGUGUUUGUACCGUUCUGAUAUGUAAAUGGGUCCACCGUGUUGUUUGCGAUGCGUUGAAGUAUACUGUCCUGAAAGGUGUGCCUAUGUUGGGUUAGACGAUGACUGAAGUGGCAAAAUUAUCAAAUUUGUUUUUUGUUUGAAGAAUUACAGAAGAGGAUUUGGGCCACAUGUGAUUAUUUCCUGAGAUUAAAGUCAGAAUUCUGACUUUAAACUCUGAACUCAAAAAGAUAUGGCCACUAAUCCUCAUCCGUAGCGAAUGGAGGGAGCAGAUGGAAAAACACCCAGACGACGAUCUGUAUAGUUUUUAUCAACCAAGACAGGAAUCACAGGGUUUGAACUCUGCUCAUACGCCUCGGAACGUCUGGCGCGGUGGCAUCACAGCUCCAUCUUCUGCGUCUGUGCUUUAUGUUCUGGUACGUCCAGUUAUGUGCAUGGUGGACCCACUGCCUUUUCAAUGUGGAGCAACUGGUUUUAAUGAUGUUUAAUAAAUAGGACAAAACAAAGUGAUGCUUGACUUUCUUGCUCUGCAUUUGUUUACGGUACAGUUGAUUAAGUCUGCACUCAUGAGUCACAUAAUAAGCCUUCAAUAAAUAUCAUUUUCAAGAUCUAUGCGUUGUAGAGCUGGAUACAGGUUGAGUCUUUCAUU
Gadus macrocephalus (Pacific cod) is the source of this 4615-nucleotide messenger RNA. RefSeq names its product relaxin family peptide receptor 2a (gene rxfp2a). Gene Ontology annotation, biological process: G protein-coupled receptor signaling pathway. The coding region runs from base 254 to 2527 and encodes 757 amino acids. The transcript is spliced from 20 exons. Gene Ontology annotation, molecular function: G protein-coupled receptor activity; protein binding. The record is from RefSeq and is a predicted model, not a curated record. Gene Ontology annotation, cellular component: membrane. Lineage: Eukaryota; Metazoa; Chordata; Actinopteri; Gadiformes; Gadidae.